Molecule: messenger RNA, 945 nt
Organism: Desarmillaria tabescens
Lineage: Eukaryota; Fungi; Basidiomycota; Agaricomycetes; Agaricales; Physalacriaceae
Exons: 1
Source: RefSeq, a predicted model, not a curated record
AUGAAGACCUUUAUCAAGACUGUUUUGGGUUAUGAUCCCGACAAUGUAGAUCUGGAGGGUGGUGCGCUUGGUGUGGUACAAGCUUAUUAUGGAUGUGUUGAAGCCCAAGGCAGAGGUACUCUUCACUGCCACAUGCUCGUAUGGGUUGAAGGUGGUUUGAAUCCCAAUAAAAUCAGGGAUUGUGUAAUGAAAGACGAUGAAAAUGAGUUUAGGAAGAGACUUGUGGAAUUUUUGGACGAUACCAUUUCUACAUGCAUACCGGAUCCCCCGCCAGUCAGAGUUAAGGUACCUUCGUCAAAGUAUCACCUGAGUUCUGUCCGAGGCAUCCAGAAUUCAGUUCUGUCGGAUAUGCGUGAUCAUACAAUUCAACAAGAUUUUCGAAACCUGGUAGUGAAGUCUCAGUUGCACAAACAUUCCAAUACAUGCUAUAAGUAUUGUAAGGGGACGUCUCUGGAGUGUCAUUUUGAACUUGGCGAGGACAAGCGACAUCCAGAAACAAUCGUCAAUCGUGAAACCGGAGAAAUUCACCUGCAACGGCUUGAUGGGUGGGUCAACAAUUUCAAUGAGACGAUGAUUAGGAGUAUUCGAUGUAACAUGGAUAUAAAAUUCAUAGGGUCAGGUGCAUCCACGAAAGCUGUGCUAUACUAUAUCACAGAUUAUAUUACGAAGUCUAGAUUGAAGGCUAAUGUGGCUUACGCAGCUUUAGAGUUAUCAGUAAAGAAGCCGGGACAAUUCGAUCUGAACGAGGAUAGUGUGACUAUCCGAGCGAAGUGUUUGCUGCAAAGGUGCGCAUACUCCAUGAUAUCAAAGCAGGAGUUGUCAGGACAAGAGGUUGCCAUGUAUCUUUCCGGAUUCCAGGAUCAUUACACCAGCCAUUUGUUUCGCAAUGUUUACUGGGCUAAUUUCGAGAAGGCAGUUGAUACCAUGGAUCUGUCUCCUGAAUGC